AUGUCACAACAAGAAGUUAAAAAGAAACCAGUCUCAUUUUCCAAUAUCCUUUUAGGUGCUGGUUUAAAUUUGGCUGAAGUUACCACUUUAGGUCAACCUUUAGAAGUCAUCAAGACUACAAUGGCUGCUAAUAGAUCUUUAACCAUUUUAGAAAGUGCUAAACAUGUUUGGUCUCGUGGUGGUGCUCUUGGAUUUUAUCAAGGUUUAAUCCCAUGGGCUUGGAUUGAAGCUUCAACUAAAGGUGCUGUUUUAUUAUUUGUUAGUGCUGAAGCUGAAUAUCAUGCUAAAAAAUUAGGUGCUUCAAAUUUUGGUGCUGGUAUUACUGGUGGUAUCUUUGGUGGUCUUGUUCAAGCUUAUGCCACUAUGGGGUUCUGUACAUGUAUGAAGACUGUUGAAAUCACAAGAGCAAAACAAGUUGUCGCUGAAGGUGUUACUCCACAAACUUCUUUCCAAGUUUUCAAAGAUAUUUAUGCUAAAGAAGGUAUUAGAGGUAUAAAUAAAGGUGUUAAUGCCGUUGCUAUUAGACAAUGUACCAAUUGGGGUUCAAGAUUUGGGUUAUCAAGAUUAGCUGAAGACGCAAUCAAAAGUUUAACUGGUAAAAAGAAGGAUGAAAAAUUAGGUGGUUUAGAAAAAAUUUUAGCAAGUACAAUUGGUGGUGGGUUAAGUGCAUGGAAUCAACCAAUUGAAGUUAUUAGAGUGGAAAUGCAAUCCAAGACUGCUGAUCCAAAUAGACCAAAGAAUUUAGGUGUUGCCGGAGCUUUUAAAUAUAUUUAUUCACAAAAUGGUAUUAAAGGUCUUUAUAGAGGUGUUGCACCAAGAAUUGGUUUAGGUAUUUGGCAAACAGUGUUCAUGGUUGGUUUUGGUGAUAUGGCUAGAGAAUUAGUUGAAAAAUUAACUGGUGAAAAACCAGUUGCAAAACAUUAA
This is a messenger RNA of Hansenula ciferrii, 924 nucleotides long. It is a transcript of the gene YHM2, whose product is annotated as Yhm2p. NCBI's taxonomy places the organism in Eukaryota, Fungi, Ascomycota, Saccharomycetes, Phaffomycetales, Wickerhamomycetaceae. Gene Ontology annotation, biological process: alpha-ketoglutarate transport; mitochondrial citrate transmembrane transport. Gene Ontology annotation, molecular function: tricarboxylate secondary active transmembrane transporter activity. Gene Ontology annotation, cellular component: mitochondrion. The coding region runs from base 1 to 924 and encodes 307 amino acids. The transcript has a single exon. The record is from RefSeq and is a predicted model, not a curated record.